UCGCCAAAUACAUGAUUCCAUUUAAUGACAGAAAAAUAUACAAGCGAUUAAAUAUUCGUUCGUGUUGUAUAGUUUAAUCCAGUCGUAUUUGUCUAGCAACGAAUGUGUAUAAUUAGCAUGCAAAUAAAUAAUACAACAAAGUUUGUACAAAACGGCAAGCUAAUUUGAUAAGUAAGACAGUACCAUCGUAUAAAUUUUAAGAGCGUGAAAGUAUCAGGUUGCCUCGGUGGCACUGUUAAUUAAUACUAAUCGUAGAAACAGCUGAUCAAACGAAACAUAUAAAAUAACAAAAUUGAUAACAAUGGAAGGAACUGCCGUUAAAGUAAUGAUAAAAGUACCGAAUCAGCAAAUUAAAGAUCAAAUUGUGAACUGUGAUAUUGGGUGGACUGUUGGUCAAUUAAAAGAACAUUUGGCCGAAGUUUAUCCUAGUAAACCCGAACGAGCAAGUCAGAAACUGAUAUAUUCAGGACAAUUAUUAAGUGAUUCUGUAUGUUUGAAAGAUGUCUUAAGACAAUGUGAUGGGCAAGAAGAUCAAACUUACAUAGUUCAUUUAGUUUGUGCUUCGCAAAAACCAUCAGUGAAUAAGAUGGAACAAGUUAUGGAAAAUACAAAUGCAAUUCCUACUGCAAGAAGUACUAUUGAACAUAUGAGAUUAAAUGACCCAAAUAAUGUACAAAAUCAGAGUCAAAAUAUGAAUAAUAUUUCCAUGCAACAUGCGCCUACGCAAUUAUAUUCUGCACAACAAUAUUUUGAUCCGAGGAAUAGUCAACAAGUGGCUUGGAUGCAACAAGCGUAUACCCAUUAUUUUACCCAGUAUAUGCAAUUCAUGGCGGCACAAGGAAUACAAUUACAAACCAGCAUUCCCUAUGUUCAACAAAUGAACAUCAAUACAAACGAUAGUGUUCAAACUUCAUACACAAAUAAUAUAAAUAAUGCCAACAAUGUAGGCGAUGAACAGCAACAACCAGCUGCUCAAGAAGCUGAUAUUAAUGCUGGAAAUAACGGUGCUGGAGAAGAUGGUGCUUUUAAUAGAGAUUGGCUAGAUUUUUUUUACAUGUUGUCAAGAAUUAUUGUUCUCUUCAGUAUAGUAUACUUUUAUUCCUCUCCAUUAAGAUUUCUUAUUGUUACAUUUCUUGGAUUUGCAAUGUAUUUAUAUCAAGGUGGUUUCUUCAGAGUACAACCUAUUCUCUUAGCUGAGAAUAACAAUGGUAGAGCAGACAGAAGAGAUAAUAAUAAUCAGGUGUUACAAAAUGAAGCAAUAGGCCCUCAACUUGUGCCUCAACAACCAAAUGGUCAGGUACCAACUGUACAAACCGAAGCAAGAACAAACGCAGAAGAAGACAAUGAAGAAGAGAGACCUGGUGCACUUGCAUUCACUUGGACAUUUUUCAGUACCUUUUUUGCUUCUCUUAUUCCCGAUCAGCCAAAUGUUAUUUAAUUUAUCUAAGUACUAAUUUACUUCGCUUGGUUUCGUUAUCAAAUUAAUUAUUUUUCUUUGUUGGUUAUUUUUAAAAUGUGACAUUAAACUAUACGAGGUGGUCUCUUCCAGUGUGUAAAAUUAGGAAUGUCUGAACCAGUGGUAAUGCUAUUAUCAAUUAAAUAAGAAAUGAGAUUUUUGGAACAGACAUAAUUUUCAACAAAUUUUGUAAAUUUUUCAACUAUAGCAGAAGUCUUGUAUACAGUAACGUUUAACACUAUGUAUGAGUAUGCAUGAAUAGCAUUUUUACAAACAUUCUUGCUACUAAUCGUGUACUGAUAAUAGUUUUAAGCAUUGCUUUAAUUCAUUGAGACUACCUCAGAGUACAUAAAAUAAACUUACAAUUAAUCUGUUUAUAGAUUAUUUUAAUUUACUAAAUAUCAUCUUAUGAUAUUUAGAUAUUGUUAUAUAAUAAAUUGGUUUUGUGGUUAUAAGAGAAAACAACGAGAAAAAUAUAUACUGUGUAUAUAAAUAAAAUUAUUGUAGAGCUUGUAAGGUAUUGAUAAAUAUAAACGCUAAAAAGAUAAUAGUAAGAUUUAAA
Megachile rotundata (alfalfa leafcutting bee) is the source of this 2018-nucleotide messenger RNA. RefSeq names its product Homocysteine-induced endoplasmic reticulum protein (gene Herp). The record is from RefSeq and is a predicted model, not a curated record. NCBI's taxonomy places the organism in Eukaryota, Metazoa, Arthropoda, Insecta, Hymenoptera, Megachilidae. Gene Ontology annotation, biological process: endoplasmic reticulum unfolded protein response. Gene Ontology annotation, molecular function: protein binding.